AUGGUUUGCUCAGCUUUCCGGAGAGUGGCUCAAGUGAGUGCAUACCUGGUGAGAACAGUCAGUAGUGUUUCCAGAGGCCAUCAGCACCAUGCCUUGGGCACACGACCCAGCACUUCAGAGUGUGAUACCCAGGGCACUGCAGGCAGCGUGGUAGAGCUGCUGGGCCGAGCGUACCCACAAGACUGCUACACCAACCUCACCAGGAAGGUCAUCUCCAAGGUUGGCAGGAAUCUGCACAACCAGCAGCAUCACCCACUGUGGCUGAUCAAGGAGAGAGUAAAGGAACAUUUCUACAAGCAGUACGUGGGUCGCUUUGGGACCCCCUUGUUCUCGGUCUAUGAUGACCUCCCUCCAGUUGUCACAACCUGGCAGAACUUUGAUAGCCUGCUCAUCCCAGCUGACCACCCCAGCAGGAAGAAGGGAGACAACUACUACCUGAACCAGACUCACAUGUUGCGGGCACACACCUCAGCACACCAGUGGGACCUGAUGCACGCAGGGCUGGAUGCCUUCCUAGUGGUGGGCGAUGUCUACCGGCGUGACCAGAUCGACGCCCAACACUACCCUGUGUUCCACCAGCUGGAGGCCGUCCGGCUCUUCUCCAAGCAUGAGUUGUUCGCUGGUGUAAAGGAUGGGGAGAGCCUGCAGCUCUUUGAGCAGAGCUCUCGCUCGGCCCAGAAGCAGGAAACGCACACCAUGGAGGCCAUGAAGCUGGUGGAGUUCAACCUGAAGCAGACACUCACCAAACUCGUGACACAUCUUUUUGGAGAUGGACUGGAGAUAAGAUGGGUAGACUGCUACUUCCCUUUCACUCAUCCUUCCUUUGAAAUGGAGAUAAAUUUUCAUGGAGAAUGGCUGGAAGUCCUUGGCUGUGGAGUGAUGGAACAGCAGCUGUUGUAUUCAGCUGGUGUUGAGGAGAAGAUUGGCUGGGCCUUUGGUCUCGGGUUAGAAAGGCUGGCCAUGAUCCUCUAUGACAUCCCUGACAUCCGCCUGUUCUGGAGUGAAGAUGAGCGCUUCCUGAAGCAGUUCUACGUGUCCAACAUCAACCAGCCUGUGAAAUUUCAGCCACUCAGCAAAUACCCUGCUCUGAUAAACGACAUUUCAUUCUGGUUACCACCUGAGAAUUAUGCAGAAAAUGAUUUCUAUGACUUGGUCCGGUCAAUUGGAGGAGACCUUGUGGAAAAAGUUGAGCUUAUAGACAAGUUUGAACAUCCAAAGACACACAAGACUAGCCACUGCUACCGCAUCACCUACCGACACAUGGAGCGGACGCUGACGCAGCCAGAGGUGCAGCGCAUCCACCAGGCCAUCCAGGAGGCCAGCGUGCGGGUGCUGGGUGUGGAGGGCAGGUUCUGA
This is a messenger RNA of Elephantulus edwardii (Cape elephant shrew), 1356 nucleotides long. It is a transcript of the gene FARS2, whose product is annotated as phenylalanyl-tRNA synthetase 2, mitochondrial. NCBI's taxonomy places the organism in Eukaryota, Metazoa, Chordata, Mammalia, Macroscelidea, Macroscelididae. Gene Ontology annotation, cellular component: cytoplasm; mitochondrion. Gene Ontology annotation, molecular function: tRNA binding; ATP binding; phenylalanine-tRNA ligase activity. The record is from RefSeq and is a predicted model, not a curated record. Gene Ontology annotation, biological process: phenylalanyl-tRNA aminoacylation. The transcript is spliced from 6 exons. The coding region runs from base 1 to 1356 and encodes 451 amino acids.